UCACCACAAUAGACCCCCACACGCACAACAACUCACGCGCCGACACAAACGCGCACAUUGCUUUCGAGGAGCCACGGGGAGAUGUUUGUUAAACUGCGGUUUAGCGAUUUCUUUUUUUCCAGCUUCACAUCGGCGAGAAGCGCAGGGAAGCCUCUGCGAUGCGCUCAACCGGGGACGCAUCGGAGUUGAAAUAAGGGGAAACACGGGGGUGAAGAAAGAAAGGGGAGCUUUUCUUACGAGGAUGACUGACUGGUGACAAAGAAACGGGGAGCCCCUCUGGCUUAGGUUGUCACCCGCUAGAACUUGAAGGAAGGCGUUUUGGGUGACCGGCUUGCUUGUACUUGGACCGCCUAAGCUUUUUUGGUCAUCAUUAUUUUUGGAGGGGAACCAUGCCUGUCCGGAGGGGUCAUGUUGCGCCACAAAACACAUUUUUGGGAGUAAUUAUUCGGAAAUUCGAAGGACAGAAUAAGAAAUUCGUCAUAGCCAAUGCCCGGGUACAGAACUGCGCUAUUAUCUACUGUAAUGACGGCUUCUGCGAGAUGACGGGCUUCUCCAGGCCAGACGUCAUGCAGAAGCCGUGCACUUGUGACUUCCUGCAUGGCCAGUUUACCACCAGGCACUCGGUGGCUCAGGUGGCCCAGGCGCUGCUGGGCUCAGAGGAGCGCAAGGUGGAGAUCACCUACCACCGCAAGGAUGGUUCAAACUUCCUGUGUGUCACCCAUAUCAUCCCUGUGAAGAAUGAGGAGGGCGUGGUCAUGAUGUUCAUCCUUAACUUUGAUUACGUCCUGGAUGAAGGCAGCAGUGACUCCCUGGAGAGACUCAACCACACCACGCCGUCCAAAACUGACCACCGGAAAGGGAGAUUCUUUCGCUUCCGUUUCCCGGCCUUGCCUCACUUGGGCAUCAGCAAGCAGUCCCUUCCCCAGGAAGACCCCGAUGCUGUCAUGGUGGACUCCCCUCGCCACAGCGAUGGCUCAGUGGCUACGCGGGACUACCAACUUCCCACCACCCGCGAGAGCUGCAGUCCCUCCUACGCCAAUGACACCCGCGCCCUCAUCGACCCCAGCCAUUGCUCCACGCCUGUGUCUGGGCCUUUGGACCACUCGUCGCCCAAGGGCCCCUGGGAUCGGACAUACCCGGACCAGUCCAUCACCCAGACCCAACUACAGAGCAAUGAGGGUACUAUCAUUGCAGUUCCGUCAAUCCCGGGCCUCACUCCAACCGCCUCCAGAGAGAGUGUGUGCAGCAUUCGCAGAGCCUCCUCCUUACAUGACAUGGAAGGCUUUGGAUGCAACUCCAAAAUGGCGUUCAGGGACAGACACGCCAGUGAAGACAAUGGUCGCAAUAUGAAAGUAUCUCGCUCCUGGAUGGCUGGGGGGCCACUCAGCCAGAUCAAAUCCAGCCUGCUCGGCUCCACCUCAGACUCCAACCUCAACAAGUACAGCACCAUUAACAAGAUUCCCCUCAUUACGCUCAACUUUUCUGAGGCCAACAAUGAGAAGAAGUGUCCUUCCCCUCCAUCGUCUGAGAAAACCAUCAUCGCCCCAAAGGUCAAAGACCGUACACACAAUGUAACUGACAAGGUGACACAGGUUCUGUCUCUGGGUGCAGACGUGUUGCCCGAGUACAAGCUUCAAACCCCUCGCAUGGACAAGUGGACCAUCCUUCACUACAGUCCCUUCAAAGCAGUGUGGGACUGGCUGAUUCUGCUGCUGGUCAUCUACACUGCUAUUUUCACGCCCUACUCUGCUGCCUUCCUCCUCAAUGACAUCGAGGAGCAGAGGAGGCGUGAGUGUGGCUACUCCUGCUCACCCCUCAAUGUGGUGGAUCUGAUGGUGGACAUCAUGUUCAUCGUGGACAUCCUUAUAAACUUCAGGACCACAUACGUCAACGCCAACGAGGAAGUGGUCAGCCACCCGGCCAAGAUUGCCAUCCACUACUUUAAGGGCUGGUUCCUCAUAGACAUGGUGGCGGCCAUCCCAUUUGACCUGCUCAUCUUCGGCUCAGGAUCAGAUGAGACCACCACUCUGAUUGGUCUACUAAAGACGGCCCGUCUUCUACGGCUGGUACGAGUCGCCCGUAAGCUGGACCGGUAUUCUGAGUACGGUGCUGCCGUCCUCAUGCUGCUCAUGUGCAUCUUUGCCCUUAUCGCACAUUGGUUGGCCUGCAUCUGGUAUGCCAUUGGAAACGUGGAGAAGCCUUACUUGGAGCAUAAGAUUGGCUGGCUGGACAAUCUGGGGGUGUCAAUAGGAAAAAAAUACAACUACAGUGAUCCCAACUCGGGCCCCUCCAUUAAAGAUAAGUACGUCACUGCACUCUACUUCACCUUCAGCAGUCUAACCAGUGUGGGCUUUGGGAACGUCUCCCCCAACACCAACUCUGAGAAGAUCUUUUCCAUCUGUGUCAUGCUUAUUGGAUCUCUUAUGUACGCCAGCAUCUUUGGGAACGUGUCCGCCAUCAUCCAGAGGUUGUAUUCAGGUACAGCCAGGUAUCACCUGCAGAUGCUACGGGUCAAAGAAUUCAUCCGCUUCCACCAGAUUCCAAACCCACUGAGGCAAAGGCUGGAAGAGUACUUUCAACACGCCUGGACGUACACUAACGGCAUCGAUAUGAAUAUGGUCCUGAAGGGUUUUCCAGAGUGCCUGCAGGCGGAUAUCUGCCUCCACCUCAACCAGAACCUCCUGGAGGGCUGUAAGGUAUUUCACGGAGCCACCAAGGGCUGCCUUAGGGCCCUGGCCAUGAGGUUCAAAACUACCCAUGCUCCCCCUGGAGACACCCUAGUCCACUCCGGAGAUGUGCUGACUGCACUAUACUUUGUCUCCCGAGGCUCCAUCGAAAUCCUCAAAGAUGACGUCGUAGUGGCCAUCCUUGGUAAGAACGACAUUUUUGGCGAGAUGAUCCACCUGUACCGCAAGCCCGGGAAAUCGUGUGCAGACGUGCGGGCGCUGAGCUACUGUGACCUCCACACCAUUCAGAGGGAGGAGAUUGUGGAGGUGCUUGACAUGUAUCCAGAGUUCGCCGACCACUUCCUUAAAAACCUGGAGCUGACCUUUGACCUCCGUGACGAAAAGAUGACAUGUGCACAAGCAACUGAAUCGGAUGACGUUGAGUGUCGGAGACGAGUGUCCUACAAAAGGAGAACCUCCACAGGCUCCCACAACAAGGAACCUGCGGCCACCUACUGUGACACAAAGCAAGGGAGGCAGCUCUGCGCCGCUGAGGAGAGGAGAGAGUCCGCUGACGAGGGAGAGGACGAGGAGGAGGAGGAAGGCAGGGAGGAGGAAGAGGAGCAGAGGCCCUUGUGUUCUGGUGUGCUGGGCUACCCGGUGGUUAGGGAUCACACCGUGGGACUCGGGCUGAGCAGCGCUACAGACGCACAGGCUGUCGGAGACAACACACAGAGUCAGACAUAUAAAGAGCUCCAUGCAGAUGAGUGGGUGCGUCAUCGUCCUGACGAGGUUGUGAAGGAGUCAGCCCAGUGUCGAGAGACGCUAGUUGGGGAGGACGACAGCGACACAGACCUCACCUACGGAGAGGUGGAGCAACGGCUGGAUCUGCUGCAGCAGCACCUCAACAGACUGGAAUCCCAGAUGACUUCAGACAUCCAGGCCAUCCUGCAGCUCCUCCAGAGGCAAACCACGUCCGGCCCCCCCGCCUACAGCACUGUCACCUCCAGCCCAGAGUACCAGAGACCACCCAUCAGGGUGCAGCCGGUGUCAGAGCUCUGCCUCGCCCCGGCUCCGCCUCGGCCACAGAGCCCCGGCCCAGAAAAGGCCCUGAACAAAUCCAAAGAAACCUCCACGGUCCUCCUCCGCACAGAGACUCUUUCACAUGGGAACUUUGCUGGAGUGCUUGAGAGCGACACCGACCCCGUGCAGAGAGACACACAAAACGGCGUGGACUCUGUAGAGCAACACCCCCACCAACAGCCACUGAGGUUCCCAUCAGGCCGACAGGCCUCUCUACCUGAUGUCCCAAGCAGCUCAGGAAUGUUGGGACUCCACAGGCCAGUUUCUGACCCGGGGCUUCCAGGAAAGUAGGCCUCCCCAAGCCCUUCGACGUCGACCGAAGGUCUUCUCUCAAGCUUGUCUCAGGGUCUAAGAAAGAGACUGUAUAUGCAAAGGAAAACAAACUGUAGACUUUCUUCCAUCCCUUUUUG
Molecule: messenger RNA, 4159 nt
Organism: Etheostoma cragini (Arkansas darter)
Lineage: Eukaryota; Metazoa; Chordata; Actinopteri; Perciformes; Percidae
Gene: kcnh7a
Product: potassium channel, voltage gated eag related subfamily H, member 7
Exons: 18
Coding region: 390-4040 (1216 amino acids)
Biological process (GO): potassium ion transmembrane transport; membrane repolarization during action potential
Cellular component (GO): membrane
Molecular function (GO): inward rectifier potassium channel activity
Source: RefSeq, a predicted model, not a curated record